CGGCGAGCCAUCGCCCCAUCGACUCAUGCGGCGGGCAUUUGCAAUCCUAUCGGGAUUCACUUUUAAUAUUUCACGACACUCUGAAAAAGACGUUCACAAACGCGUCGAGAAAGACGACCCCAACACCAACAAGCACUCGAGUUUUGUAUUUUGUCUGUAGCAUAUAUCGAGCCCAGAAAGUUGGUCCAACAUGGCAGCCCACGAAGCAUCCAUGGACCUCCCCAUAAUCGACCUGGACGUCUUCCUCAACUCGCCGCACGACUCCCCCGCGGCGGUGGCAGAGUGCCGCAAGGCGGCCGAGGCGCUCAUCACAUACGGGGCGCUGGUGCUGCACGACAGCCGGGUGUCGCCGGACGACAACGAGGGGUUCCUGGACCUGCUGGAGGACUACUUUGCGCAGCCGGCCGAGCAGCUGCAGAAGGACGAGCGCCCAGAGUUCAGCUACCAGGUCGGCGCGACGCUCGAGAACACCGAGAAGCCCAAGUGCGCCGUCGACGAGCCCUGCCUGGACGUGAUCCGGCGCCUCGCCCCGGACCAGCGGCCCCUCGACAUCAUGGGCCACCAGCCCGACCCCAAGUGCCGCUUCUUCUGGAGGAUGACGGAGAAGCCGCCGUACGAGACCCAGUUCCCCGGCCUCAACACGCCGAAUGUCGUCCCUGAGGCGCCCCAGAUCAGGGAGCGGUGGACGCCCACCAUGGACCUGUGGGGCAGGUCGAUGAAGAACGCCGUAAGCGCCCUCGCGGAGAUGGCAGCAGUGGGCCUGGGCAUCCCAGAGGCAACCUUCAAGGACGCGGGGCGGUACGGCCCCCACAUCCUGGCGCCGACGGCGUCAGACCUGGUAAAGUACGGGCACAAGGACACCAUCCUGGCCGGGUUCCACACGGACCUCAACUUCCUGACCAUCCACGGGCGCUCGCGCUACCCGGGCCUGCACAUCUGGGCGCGCAACACGGGCCGGCGCAUCGCCGUCAAGAUCCCGCCCGGCAACUACCUCCUCGUGCAGGCGGGCAAGCAGCUCGAGCACAUCACGGGCGGGCUCGUCAAGGCGGGUUACCACGAGGUCGUCGUCAACGACAGGACGGUCGAGACGAUCGAGAGGCGGCGGCGCGAGUUCCCCGGCCGGCCGCUCGUGCGCAUAUCGAGCACCUUCUUCUGGCACCUCGCCAGCGACUUUGACCUCGACCCCAUCCCCGAGCUGGCGGACAAGGCCAGGGCGCUGAGGCUGGAGCAGCUGAACCUGGGCCGGGACGAGGGCGACGAGGUGCAGUACCCUGCUAUGAAGGUCGGGGAGCAGGUUCAGAGCGAACUUAAACAUAUUGCAUUGAUGGCCUGAGGUUUACAAUUAUACACGCUGUCAAAUGUAGCAAGCAUUCUCACGAACUGCUUUGCGAUGAAGAGUAAAAUAACAACGGAGGUUUUAGAUAUAUUUACGCAACGAUAUGAUCCUGGUUUCGUCUUCAUUGUUUGAGUUGUGACUAGCCACAGAAUAUUUAUAAACAAUGCAAACAAGCCAAGCCACAUUCCGGCAAUUCAUUAUUA
Messenger RNA from Diaporthe batatas, 1539 nucleotides. RefSeq lists its product as uncharacterized. The record is from RefSeq and is a predicted model, not a curated record. NCBI's taxonomy places the organism in Eukaryota, Fungi, Ascomycota, Sordariomycetes, Diaporthales, Diaporthaceae. The coding region runs from base 191 to 1333 and encodes 380 amino acids. The transcript has 3 exons.